Molecule: messenger RNA, 448 nt
Organism: Saprolegnia parasitica CBS 223.65
Lineage: Eukaryota; Oomycota; Saprolegniomycetes; Saprolegniales; Saprolegniaceae
Exons: 1
Coding region: 33-392 (119 amino acids)
Source: RefSeq, a predicted model, not a curated record
CGAAUUCCCCGCCUCCCAAGUAGAACAACACAAUGGACUGCGAAGACCUCUGCGCGUGCAUGAUGUGCGGUGCCCUCUGCGGUGCCUGCUGCGCCGCCGCCGACGACGAUGACCGCCGCCGCCAGGGCCCCGUCGUCGUCCAGACCGUCCAGCCCGUCAUGGUUGGCGGCCAGUACCCCCAGCAGCAGAUGUACGACCAGUACGGCAACCCCGUGUACAUGCAGCAGCAAGGUCAGCCCAUGUACAUGCAGCAGCAAGGCCAGCCUAUGUAUGCCCAGCAAGGCCAGCCCAUGUAUGCCCAGCCCGGCCAGCAAAUGUAUGCCCAGCCGCAGCCCCAGUACGGUGCGCCGGUCGCGCAGCCUGCCCCUGGCUACCCUGGUGCCAAGGUCUAACCGCCUUGCCCGCAGUUAACUCCUAUAUAUACCACGACCUAUUUGAUCUUGCGCGA